Molecule: messenger RNA, 3998 nt
Organism: Corylus avellana
Lineage: Eukaryota; Viridiplantae; Streptophyta; Magnoliopsida; Fagales; Betulaceae
Product: kinesin-like protein KIN-12F
Biological process (GO): microtubule-based movement
Molecular function (GO): microtubule motor activity; ATP binding; microtubule binding
Source: RefSeq, a predicted model, not a curated record
AAUUCCAAAUUCUCAACGGUCAUAUCACCAUCCUCCUCCAAAACGCUCGUCUUCCACUUCCCUCUCAACCAACAUUUGAAUCCAAACUCUCUCUCUCUCUCUCUCUCUCUCUCUCUGAGUGAAGCAUGAGGCCCAAUCAGAGCACAGAGGCCACGGAGAGUCGGUUCCUGGGGACCAUAUCGACCUCGUCGAUUCGGAAACUCCUUCCCAGAUCCAUCUCCAAGCGCAAAUCCAACUUGUCAAACCCUAAACUCUCCAAUUCCAACGCCGAGAACACUCCGCCAGCCGAUCCGAACAUCCCGACCACCAAUAUCCAGGUCUCGCAUUCGGUGACCGAAUUGUCACCGUCCAAAUUGUCGGCUUCGGGGUACCAGAUCGCUAGCGAAGCUCCGGCGCCACCCGAUCUGCCAGUACAGGAUGAGAUUGAAGAAUCGGACAAUCAGUGUGAAUUAUUGGCACCUCUGGAGCCACCGGUAAAGGUUGUAGUGAGGAUCAGACCUGUUAAUGAGGGGGAUCGGACAGUAAAGAAGGUCUCUUCGGAUACAUUGUCUGUUGGGGAUCGGAAAUUUAUGUUCGAUUCAGUUAUUGAUUCCAAUGUGAAUCAGGAAGAUGUAUUCCAGUUAGUUGGAGUCCCUUUGGUGAAAAAUGCUUUAGCUGGUUACAACGCUUCGAUUUUGUCAUAUGGACAGACUGGAAGUGGAAAGACAUACACAAUGUGGGGUCCGCCAAGCGCCAUGGUUGAGGAUCCCUCAAGCAGUAGUCACCAGGGCAUUGUUCCUCGCAUCUUCCAAAUGUUAUUCUCCGAGAUUCAGAGAGAGCAACAGAACUCAGAAGGAAAACAAAUAAAUUAUCAGUGCCGUUGCUCUUUCCUUGAGAUAUAUAACGAACAAAUUGGGGAUUUACUAGACCCCACUCAGCGAAACCUUGAGAUAAGUGAUGAUGCAAAAAAUGGCUUGUAUGUUGAGAAUUUGACUGAGGAAUAUGUGACUAGCUUCGAGGAUGUAACUCAAAUCCUCAUCAAGGGACUUUCAAGUAGAAAAGUUGGAGCCACUAGCUUAAAUUCUAAGAGCUCGAGGUCCCAUAUUGUUUUUACUUUCAUCAUCGAGUCCUGGUGUAAGGGAACCUCGUCAAAGUGUUUCAAUAGUUCAAAAACAAGCAGAAUCAGCCUUGUUGAUCUUGCAGCACUUGAUAGAAAUAAAGUUGAUGAUGGGGGUAGACAAAUUGUAAGGGAAGGCAAACAUUUGAAGAAGUCCUUGUCACAACUUGGGCACUUGGUGAAUAUUCUUGCAAAAGGUGCUCAGUCUGGAAAUUCGGGAGAUAUUUCAUACAGAGGUUCCUGUUUAACACAUUUAUUGCGAGAAUCACUUGGUGGCAAUGCCAAACUCACAGUCAUUUGUGCCAUCUCCCCAGAAAACAAAAAUAGCAGUGAUACACUGAGAACUCUCAGAUUUGGACAGCGAGUAAAAUUUAUUAGAAAUGAGCCGGUAAUAAAUGAAAUUAGAGAGGACGAUGUUAAUGAUUUGAGUGAUCAAAUUCGUCAGUUGAAGGAGGAACUUAUACGAGCGAGGUCUAAUGAAUGUACAUCAGUGGGGAGCCAAAAUGGAUAUUUUCAAGGACGAAAUGUCUUGAAUCAAUUGAGAGUAAGCCUUAACCGUUCUUUGAUUCUAACCCCCACAGACAAUGAUUCUGAUGAAGAGGUAGUAAAUGUUGAUCAAGAUGAUGUUAGGGAACUUUGUCAGCAUCUAGAUAAGUUGCAUAGUUCUGAGGAGAGUAUUAGAGACACAUCUGUUAAUAGGGAUUCCAUCCAGUUUUAUUCAAUGGAGGAAAGCUGUGAGGCAGACCUGAUGAAUUCAGAAAGUGAAAUUGAAGAAAUCAGUAUGGCCAAUGAUGCUUCAGAAGAUAAUUUUGUGAGUGCUUUCAACACCUUAACAGAUGUUGAUCAUGCAUCCAGAAAGAGCAUUUCAAUUAGUUCGUGCUGUCAGUCCCCAAUUCUGCAAGACCCACCAUUGUCUGAGUCUCCGAAAAUUGGAAAUAUCCAAAGGAAAAGCAUGAAUAUGUCAAGUCAUUUAGCAAGUCACAACAGUGUGUCUGAAAGUUCUAAGUUCAACUUGGAUGUGUUAAGACAAUCACUUAAACAGAGUGAGAACAUCCGAUCUUCUUUGCGGUCAAGCAAGUCAUGUACAGGCCCCACUGAGACCUUGGCUGCUAGCCUUCACAGAGGCUUGCAGAUCAUUGACUAUCACCAGCGGAGCUCGGCACCAAAUAAAUCUUUGGUUUCCUUCUCCUUUGAGCACUUGACAUUGAAACCUUGUUCAGAAGUUGAUAAGGCCAAUGCUUCUAUUCAGACAAUACCAGAAGAGAAAUCAUCUUUAAAUGGACCAUCUGCUUCUUUCCUUUGUGCAUCUUGCCGACAAAGAAUAUCCGAGAAGGAUUCCAACGACGCCCAGGAUAGCUUGAAGACAUGGGUUUUAGCAGUCAAUGAGGCAGAGAAUCCUACCCAAGUGCCUAAUGAAACUGGGAAUGCUAUGAUAAAAUCAAUUAAGCGAGAGGAGCUUGAAAAUGUUUGCAUGGAGCAAGCUGCCAAAAUUGAGCAGUUGAAUCGACUGGUAGAGCAAUACAAACAUGAGAAGGAAGAAAUGCAUGCUCAAGAAAGCAGUACAUUUUGUCUUGAGGCUUCAAAGGAUGACAAGCUUGUGAGAUGCAAUUCUACUGAGAAUAAUCUGCCAGAGAUGAUAAAGGAAAAAUGUGAAGUAAAGGAAGUUGUGGAACCUGGGUUUGGGAGCAGAUAUUUUGAUCUGAAUGAGAAGGAAGCACUUCUUAAGGAAAUUGAAGGGUUAAAAAGCAAGUUGCAGUCAUAUUCUGAUGCUUCUCAUAACAAAUCUGUUGAAAAACUAAGAUCUUCUUUGUUGUCCCGAUCAAUCCAAUUACGAAAAAGUGGUGUAGAUCAUCUAGAUACUAAGGAAGAACUAGAGAGCGAAAGACAGAGAUGGACAGAAAUGGAGAGUGAUUGGAUUUCUUUAACUGAUGAACUGAGAAUUGACCUUGAAUCCCACCGCCGACGUGCAGAGAAGGUGGAGAUGGAGUUGACAUUAGAGAAGAGGUGCACUGAAGAGUUGGAUGAUGCACUUCACAGAUCAGUCCUUGGGCAUGCUAGAAUGAUCGAACACUAUGCUGAACUACAAGAUAAGUAUAAUGACUUGGUUGGAAAGCAUCGUGCAAUUAUGGAAGGGAUAGCGGAGGUGAAGAAGGCAGCUGCAAAGGCAGGGAAAAAAGGUCAUGGCUCUCGUUUUGCUAAAUCCCUUGCUGCAGAGCUUUCUGCGUUGAGGGUGGAGAGGGAGAGGGAGAGAGAAGCGUUGAAAAAGGAGAACAAGAGUCUUAGAAUUCAACUUAGAGACACUGCAGAAGCCGUUCAUGCAGCUGGAGAACUCCUUGUUAGGCUGAGAGAAGCUGAACAAGCUGCAUCAGUUUCAGAGGGGAACUUUGCAAAGGUUCAAGAAGACAACGAAAAGUUAAAGAAGCAAAUGGACAAGCUUAAAAGAAAACACAAGAUGGAGAUGAUCACCAUGAAGCAGUAUCUUGCAGAGAGCAAAUUGCCUGAAUCUGCAUUGCAACCACUAUAUCGCGAGGAUUCCGACAUAGCACACAACAACACAACAACCCCAUAUUCAGAUGAUGAUCAAGCAUGGAGAGCAGAAUUUGGAGCAAUAUAUCAAGAUCACUACUAAUAAUAUUCUCCUUUUGAAGUUAAAUUCAGCCACUGAGAGUUGGAGGUGGAUGUGCAUUGUUGUGUGAUGGGUGGGCUUGAGUCAGACCCUACUCGGGUCCAAUGAUUAUACACAAUUCAUUAAUGUAUGUUUGGUAUGCUAUUGAUUGAAUAUUUAUUCUUUACUCCUGAUUGUGGAUGCUUCUUUGGCUACUCAUGUUUGCAGCCUACUUGAUAGGAUUUCUUAAAUUUUUGUCAUUUAAAAACACAUUGCUGUGGUACCUACACCUUCAUC